Anoplopoma fimbria (sablefish) is the source of this 1491-nucleotide messenger RNA. RefSeq names its product UDP glucuronosyltransferase 5 family, polypeptide C1 (gene ugt5c1). The record is from RefSeq and is a predicted model, not a curated record. The transcript has a single exon. Lineage: Eukaryota; Metazoa; Chordata; Actinopteri; Perciformes; Anoplopomatidae. Gene Ontology annotation, molecular function: UDP-glycosyltransferase activity. The coding region runs from base 16 to 1491 and encodes 491 amino acids.
AGCCACUGGGUGAACAUGGACAUCAUGAUCAAAGCUCUCCACUCUCGAGGACACUCUGUUGAUGUGGUGCGAACAAAUCAAAGUUGGUACAUCCAGGAUGACUCUCCGCACUACAAGACAAUCACAGUUCCUGUCACUGAAGCCUUUAAUCAUGACUUCAUUAACCCGAUCCUGAAAAAGAUCAUUGACAUAGAAAGGGGGGAGAGCUCAGUUUUGAGCUUUGCAAGUUUGCAGGCUGAGAUGUUUACUGCGAUGUUUGACAUGCAUAGAAUAAUGUGCAAAAUGGCUACUAACAUGUUUGAAGAUAAAGACUUAAUGAAUAGAUUAAAGGACAGAGAGUAUGACCUGGUCCUAACAGAUCCAGCGUGGGGUGCUGGUAUAAUGUUGGCUCAUGCUCUUAAGCUGCCUCUGGUCUAUAAUGUGCGGUGGAUAACUAGCGGAGAGGGACAUAUGGCCAUUGCACCUUCCCCUUUAUCUUAUAUCCCAUUGACCGGCUCAGGACUGUCGGACAAAAUGACGUUCAUACAAAGAGUCAAAAAUCACCUUUUCUCUGUCAUUUGGCAAGCUCAGGACAGAUUUUUGAUCCGUCCACAGUAUCAAGCUGUUUGUGACCAGUUCUUCGGCCCAGAGGUCAGAUAUAAUUACUUAUUGCAGGGAGCAGACCUGUGGCUGAUGAGAGUGGACUUUGUGUUUGAGUUCCCUCGUCCCACCAUGCCUAAUGUUGUUUAUAUUGGUGGGUUCCAGUGUAAACCAGCAAAACCUCUUCCUGAACACCUGGAGGAGUUCGUGCAGAGCUCUGGAGAGCACGGAGUCAUCAUCAUGUCUAUGGGGACUUUUGUGAGUGAGCUUCCUGUUGAUAUAACAAAUGAAAUCGCUUCAGCUUUUGCUAAACUACCGCAGAAAGUCAUCUGGAGGCAUAAAGGUGACAGGCCAGCCACUCUGGGCAACAACACUAUGAUAGUAGACUGGAUGCCACAGAAUGACCUUUUAGGACAUCCCAAGAUGAAACUGUUUGUGGCUCAUGGAGGAACAAACGGAGUUCAAGAAGCUAUUUAUCAUGGAGUCCCGGUUGUGGGUCUACCGGUGUUUUUCGACCAAUACGACAACCUGCUGCGUCUGCAAGAGAGAGGCGCGGCUAUGAUUCUUACAUUAGCAACAGUGGAUAAAAACAACAACUUCCUGAAGGCCAUACAGGAAGUGCUGAAUGAGCCCUCUUACAGGAUGAACAUGCAGAGGCUCUCCAGGCUGCACAGAGAUCAGCCAAUAGCCCCGCUGGAUAACGCCCUCUUCUGGAUAGAGUUUGUCAUGAGACACAAAGGUGCAGCUCACCUGAGAACAGAGUCCUACAGAAUGCCCUGGUACUCCUACUACUCUGUUGAUGUUGUUCUGUCCUGUCUGGCUACUGUUGCAGCGAUUGCUUUUCUCCCUCUUGUGUUUUUCAGAUAUGUGUGUUUUGAGAAAUGCUUGAAAAGAAAAACAAAUAAAAAAUGA